AUGUCUGCAGCUGCACGCGCUGAAGCACGGCGCAAGGCUAUCUUGAGCCGAGGGACGGACAGGUUGGCGAAACUCACGACGUCGGCGCGGGGAGAGGACGCGCCUGCGUAUUUGCACGACGACCCACCUCUAGCCUCCUUCUCUAACAACACGCGCAGCUUCCUCGGCGAGGAGAGCAGCAACAUGCCCAUGCCUGCACCCGCACGCGCGUCGCUCUCGCCCUCUCCCUCACCUCAGCCUGCAGCUUCAUCAAUGCUGCGUGCCUCGCCUUCGCCAGCAGCUUCCACCGCCACCUCACCCGCAGCAUCCAAAGCCGGCUCGCGGCACACCUCCGGGACACAUGGACGCGAAACACAACACAACCCAGACCCGUCCGUCUGGCUCCCCGAGCAGCAGGCGCAGUUCAUGCAAGCUUUGCUGGCUGCUUCGUCUGGAGGUGGACCGGGAGCAUUUGGAGCCGGUGCAGGAGCGGGAGGGUUUGGUGGAGGAAUGCCUGGCCUGCCCGCCUCGUCACCCAUUGGCGACCCGAACGCCCCCGCGGACCUCUCGGGUCUGCCGCCUAUUGAUAACCCGUUCGCGGCGCUCAUGGGGCCUGGAGGCUUGGGAGGUGGUGGUGGACCUGGGGGGGCUUUCGGCGCAGGAGGAGGGUUAUUCGGGGAGAAAGGUAUGGCGGGUAUGGGCGGACUGCAGCAGGAACCCCCGAAAGAAAAGACGAAGCUCCAAAAACUCCUUCCUCUGCUGCACCUCCUCGUUAUGUGGGCCCUGCUCGCGUAUUUCGUAUUGUGGGCCGAACCGAGGAUGUAUGCUGCUACGACAGGGACGGAGCCGCCGUUUGAUUUUGGUGGUAAGGGGUGGAAGGAACUGGGGUGGAGGGGUCUUGGUGAGGGGUUGGGUAAGGUGUGGAGUAGGUGGGCGCAGCUUGGGAGGGGGAGCAAGGGUAUUGAGGGUGUGGUGGGACGGUUCGGGGUGCAGGUCGUGCCGUUCUUCUGGGCAUUUACAACCCUCCAAAUAAUCCUGCACUCGAUACGCAUCUUCUCCGGGUUCGACGCCGUCCAGCCCCCAGCACUUCUCGCGCUCGCGCUACCGCACCUCCCACCGCCCUUCCCCUCCCUCAUCAUCAACGCGUUGAAGUACGCCCAGAUGGGCGGGGCGUUCCUUGACGACCUCGCAGGUCUGGUGGUGGGCGUGGGGUUUGUGGUGUAUUUCUCGGGAUGGGUUGGGAGAGGUGAGGGAGUGAGCUGGGUUGAGGGGGUGGGAUUUUGA
Molecule: messenger RNA, 1263 nt
Organism: Cyclocybe aegerita
Lineage: Eukaryota; Fungi; Basidiomycota; Agaricomycetes; Agaricales; Hemipholiotaceae
Source: the annotation of a GenBank genome assembly